CCAUCCUAGAUUUUACGGGUCGACUCCGUCGCCGUGCACGGAACCGUGCACCUUGGCUGCGCGAGUUCGCAGCAGCCAUGGAGGAUGCAUACAGCGAUGAGCUUCUCGCGCAGCUCCGCAGGAGGUCGGGGUUCGGCGCGUUCGCAAAUGUGAACGAUUUUCAUUCGAUGAGCAGUUCCAUGGGCGGAACCAGUCUGGAUAGGUCAGAAACGCUGCCUAGCAAGCAGCUUCGCGACGAAGUCGGCCGCACAGCGCCGCAUUUGUUCAGCGAGUACCCGGAAUAUGCGCCUGAGGUGCAGGCCAUCCUUGAGACGGAAUUGCCGUCUGUGGAGAAGAUUUCUAAAAUUGCUGCGGAGAUUCUGCGCACAGACGGAUUUCCAUUUCCCAACAUUAAGGUUUUAGAGAAAGACAGCUCUAGAGACGCGUCCCCGUCAGAAGAGGACCCAGAAAGCGCGUCAGAAACGCUUGAGACAACUGAAAUAGAGUUGCCGUUAGUGCAAAAGAUUUCCGAAGAAGAAGAGGCAGAAACGGAAGCAGAGCGUACGGACGAAACCUCAGAUAACGAUAUCGUUGAAGAGACGCACAUUCCAGAGGAAGACUCCACUCUAGACCUGGACACCUCUGAAACCGAAGUGGAGGCAGAGUGUCUAGACGAAUCCCUAGACUUCAACGAUGAGGUCUCACAACAUGAUACUAAUGAAGAAGUCCAUGCACGGGAACAUGGGCUAAGCCCAGUCGAGGAGAUUUCUGAGAAAGAAGCAGAAGCAGAACUUGCAGAAGAGUCGUCAGACAUAAAAGAUGAAGGUCGAGAUAACGACAUUGAUGAGGAAAUGUACGCCGUAGACCAAGUAACACCUCUGCAUCAGCACUCAACCCCAGAGCAAGAACCAACUCUGGAUCCAGAGCUGGCUGAAGAGGAGAACCCGAUUCCAGGAUCAGAAUCAUUCGUAGAAGUGACCACGAAGGAAGACUUGAUUCCAGAGCCGGAAGCAGUUCUACAGCAUGAACCAAUCCCAGAGUCAAACCUGAUUGCAGAGCAAGAACCUCAUCAAGAGCUGGAACUAAUCCCUGAACAAGAUUCGACGCUAGCGUCAGAGUCAACUGCAGAGCCAGAAUUGGUUCUACAAAAGAAAUUAGCUAUGGGAUCAGAAUCACCAGCAGAGCCGUCAAUAACGCCAGAAUCAACAACUGUGGAGCCGGAGGCAACUUCAGCGCCAGCUGUGCAGUCAGAAUCAACUGAAGAGCCAGCUCUGGAGCCCGAGUCAACAACCAUAGAGAUACGGCCAACUGCAGGACCGGCUAUAGGGCCAGAAUCAACAACCGGAGAGCCCGAAGCAAUUGCGGAACCAGAAUUCUUUGCAGAACAAGACCCAGAAUUAGCUCAGAAGCCAGCUUCUAUAUCACCUUCGGAUCAGGACUCCAUCCUGGACCAAGGACUAGCUCCAGCAUCAGCUUCAGAAGAUUCAUUUCCAGAUGAAGAAAAGCUGAUCUUAGAUGAAGCCUUUGAGACAGAAGCGGAAGUAGAGCGGAUGGAAGGGUAUUUUGAUUCUACCGUCGAGGUUCCCGAGAGCCCUCUUGCGAACAGAGUGCGUACUCCAGACCGAAGACCGGCUCCAAUCCGAACAUCGACUUCAGACCGAAAGCCAACGCACAUGCGAACCCCGAGUUCAGCUCGAAGCGUAAAGUCAGAGCGCACCCCGAAUUCAACUCGAUCACGACCGACACCGGACCGAAGGCGGACCAUAGACACUCCCCCGCGCCCUCCAAUCACCCCCAAGGCAUGGGUCUCGCGAGCCAGUUUCGCCGGAGAAACCAUUUCUUCAAUGCUGAAAAAGCGUGACUCGAACGCUUCUUUAAGAUCGCCUUCAAGCGCCUCACGCGCUCUCGCGCGCACCCUCCGCCGCAUCCUUCCGCUCCACCACCACCAACACGCCGUCGAAAAUCCCUUCCAGGGCGUCCUCAAGGGCAUCCUACAUCUCGUCUCCGCGGACACCGCAGACGCCGCAAACGCCCUCCCGAAUCCCAUCGCGGACAUCAUCGCGAGCAUCGCUGGGUUCAUCCAUCGCGUCUCUACCGACGCAUUCGCGGACCCCUUCGAGCGCGUCGAUGACGUUGCAUGCGCGCACGCCGUCGAGCGCAUCGAUGACCAUGGGCAUGCACGCGCGGACCCCCUCGAUCACGUCGCUGAUCUCGCCGACGGCAUUCUCGGAGAGCCCGUCCAGGACGACGUCGAGGAUACCGGUGAUGACGCCUGUGAAGCCGGGUAUGGCGCGGGCUGCGACGACGCCCAACAUUGCGCCUGCACCUGCUCGGCCGCGGUUGUCGACACCUGCAAAGUCAUCCUGGGCGAGUGCAAAGGGGGAGAAUUGAAAGACCACCGAGCGCGGGCGAGAAGGCUGCGACGCGGCGUCUGGGCAGACGUGUGA
Paraphaeosphaeria sporulosa is the source of this 2426-nucleotide messenger RNA. RefSeq lists its product as uncharacterized. The record is from RefSeq and is a predicted model, not a curated record. The transcript is spliced from 3 exons. Bases 78 to 2426 code for a protein of 782 amino acids. Lineage: Eukaryota; Fungi; Ascomycota; Dothideomycetes; Pleosporales; Didymosphaeriaceae.